CCCCUGCCCCCAGCGUUCCACUGACGUCACCCAGCUAUCUUGGCCCCUUCCUCCUUGACUCCUCCCCCCCCUUUCUCCUUUCUGGUCUUUGUCUCGCCUCCCAAGGUUGGCCGUCGGCGUCUGACGUCAUUACUUUCCCAGCAGUGCUCAGGUUCUUGCUGCUAACGGUAACUGCUCUCGGUUCGAUUUGCUCCUGGUCUUCCUCCGCUCACAGGUAAGAGAGCCCCGUGAGCCGCCUCACUCACUCGCGUUCUAUCCUUCCGCUCACAGGUAAAUGAGCUCGCAUUGUCCGUGCGACACAAGUUUUUAUUUUUUUUUAAUUUUAUUUUUUUUACUUUAGGGACUGUGUUAAAACGUGCGUUUUUUAAGCGAAUCCCCACCGUAUGAUUAGCAACAUACAUGACGGGGGGAAAGGGCCUAUUCCUGUAAACUGCAAUGAGUGAAUGUGCAGCUCCCCCCCCCUCACAGUGAGAGCUGUGUCUGCUCCUCCAUGAGGGGGUUGUUGUUUUCUUCCUGUCUCUGUGUCUCUGCUUCCUGGUCUGAGGCUGCUAUAGGCAGUCCUGGGUCUACCAGGUUUGAGGGGUGUCAGUGUGGGAGCAGGGCAGGUUUGAGGGGUGUCAGUGUGUGAGCAGGGCAGGUUUGAGGGGUGUCAGUGUGUGAGCAGGGCAGGUUUGAGGGGUGUCAGUGUGUGAGCAGGGCAGGUUUGAGGGGUGUCAGUGUGUGAGCAGGGCAGGUUUGAGGGGUGUCAGUGUGGCAGCAGGGCAGGUUUGAGGGGUGUCAGUGUGUGAGCAGGACAGGUUUGAGGGGUGUCAGUGUGUGAGCAGGACAGGUUUGAGGGGUGUCAGUGUGGGAGCAGGGCAGGUUUGAGGGGUGUCAGUGUGGCAGGCAGGUUUGAGGGGUGUCAGUGUGGGAGCAGGCAGGUUUGAGGGGUGUCAGUGUGUGAGCAGGGCAGGUUUGAGGGGUGUCAGUGUGUGAGCAGGGCAGGUUUGAGGGGUGUCAGUGUGGGAGCAGGGCAGGUUUGAGCGGUGUCAGUGUGGGAGCAGGGCAGGUUUGAGCGGUGUCAGUGUGGGAGCAGGGCAGGUUUGAGCGGUGUCAGUGUGGGAGCAGGGCAGGUUUGAGGGGUGUCAGUGUGGGAGCAGGGCAGGUUUGAGGGGUGUCAGUGUGGGAGCAGGGCAGGUUUGAGGGGUGUCAGUGUGGGAGCAGGGCAGGUUUGAGCGGUGUCAGUGUGGGAGCAGGGCAGGUUUGAGGGGUGUCAGUGUGUGAGCAGGGCAGGUUUGAGGGGUGUCAGUGUGAGCAGGGCAGGUUUGAGGGGUGUCAGUGUGUGAGCAGGGCAGGUUUGAGGGGUGUCAGUGUGUGAGCAGGACAGGUUUGAGGGGUGUCAGUGUGGGAGCACAGGUGCAGCAAAUCCCAUUUUGCACAAACUUUGCACUGCUUCUAGUUUUAUUAUUUAUAAAGCGCCAACAAACUCCGCAGCGCUUUACAAUACGUGGACUAACAGACGAGCUGGUCGCACAGGUAUAGAGGGGGUUAAGGGCCCUGCUCACGUCCCUCUUCCACUUAAAUGUUAAAGGAGCUCUACAUCAUUGCAGGGAUAUAAAAACAAAAACAAAAAAACAUAUCUUUACUUACUUUUUUUCCCCACGCAGCCUUGAUUUCUGUGUUGGGCCCCACUUUCUUGGCUGAGAUCAUAGAGUUCCCCAAUUUAAGGAAGUGGGGUAACCACGCUGUUGUCUGCGCAGUUACACCGCUUCAUUGAAUUGUGGGUCACAAUAAUCUCAGGCAAAGAAGUGGGGCCAGACAUGGGAAGCAGCACUGUGAGGGAGUAGAGGUAAGUAAAACUCAUCUUUUAAAGAGAACCUGUCAUUUCCAUAGUUACUUUAGCUCUUUUAAAAGAACUUAAAAUGCUAUCUAUACUUUGUGAUAACAAAUGUAUAGAUUGGCAGAAAAUCCUAUUUAAAAAUAGGUGGUUCUGCCAUCUGUAUAUCAGUGAGGAAUUGAGAGACCUGGAGAGCAGAAGAGACCUACCACAGGAGGUCCCUUUGCUCUCCACCCAUGGCAACCACAUCUCAUGCGUUGUAGUUACUAUGGGUGGCUAGGAAGUAUAGGAAUGGAGUGACAUCGGGCUGUUCAAAUGUCUACAUGCUGGCAACAAAGCCAGUGUGUCCGCAUCAUCGAGGUGGAGGUUUGCCCUGCUUAGGGAAGUGUUCCCAAGCAGGGCAAAUCAACAAAGUCCUGUGGAGCACUGGCAGACCGGUAAGGAGAUAGCUGCAGGUAAGUGGUUACAGUUUCCCUUUACAGUCUUUGAAGAGAGGGGCACAUAUAGGUAGGGGAACACUUUAGCGAUAGGAGUACAUGUUUGUAUUUCUAACUCUUUAGUGUUCCUUUUAAAGGAAUGCAAACUUGUAUUGUUAAUGUUUUAGCUUCCCUGUCUUUAUUUAGGACACAACAAGGCUUCUUUAAAUUUUAAAUGUCAAGAUGCACAUAACUUUAGUGUAAAUGGAAGUCAAUACGAUUGCAUAUCAACAUUAUGCUAGCAAAGUUAUCUGUUUACUUCAAUAUAUAAAUGUUUUCAAUCACCUCCCUACCUGAGUGGGAUGGACCUCGUACAGGUGCUCUCUUGCUCUCCAUCACAAUAACUACAAUGCAUGUAGUUGCUGUGAUUGAUUCUUUAGCAAGUACAGCCUCAGAACUUUGAGUGUGAGAAUGUUUACUUGUUUCAAACUUAGAUAAUUGCAUUAUCGAAAAUGUAAACAUUUACAUAUAACUGAUCUAACCAUACCCCUACCCUGUCAUCUCAUAUUUCCAAGAGGAAGUGGUGCGAGUCCUUAACAUGAAGCAGAACUAUGGUAUUGUACUUAAAAGUAUUUGCAGAAACUGUUGUAACUCUGGCACUAAGUCAGUCACUCCCACCCGGGUUAGAUGAAACGGAUAAUAUUGGGGUAUAAUCUCUGGGAUUCCAUGUAACCUGAUGUGUUGAACCACUGUUUGACAUUAAACUGGUAGCAGUGUUUAGAGACCACAGAAACGUAAACGUAAAAAAUUGUGUUUUCAUAAACGUCCGUUUCUGGUUAGUGUUGAAGCGGCACCAUCACCUCCAUAUUAAAAAAAAUUAGUAUUUAACCCCUUAAGGACCAAUCUUUUGAAAUAAAAGGGAAUCAUGACAUGUCACACAUGUCGUGUCCUUAAGGGGUUAAUAAAGAUAGUGUCUUAAUGAAAUUCUCAUUAUAACAAUGUUGGAAUUUCACUGAAGUUCCAACUGAGUCAAAAGAACUACAGACACAUUGAGGCCUGUGGAUCUGCCAUAGGCCUCAAUGCUGUACUCUUGUGCAUGAGAGCGAGUACAGCAAUGACAUCAGCUCCUGGCUCUGAAGCAUCAGGAGCUGAAGAGGAACAGCACAAUUAAGAUGGCGGCACCAACAAAGGUCAGGUUCAGGUAUGUAAUCUCACCCUUACCUGGCCACAGGAUCACCAGCGGCGAUGUCACAGUCAGCGGACUUUGCUACUUUUGCUGGACACCUAAACACUUAUGCCAGAACUAUAGUGUUAAGAAUACAUGUUUGUAUUCCUAACACUAUAGUGUGCCUUCAAAUAUGUAGUUCUACAGCAGGACAGAUUAAAUUAAUACGUUUUAUUGUUUUAUUUUCUUCUCAUCUACAUGUUAUUAGUAGGGGGGAAAAAGAGGUGGGGGGGGUUGUGUUGGGUUACAAGUACAUACUUAAAAUUGUUUCCAUUUAUAUUCCCUAGAGAGCUUUGUUGUGAAGAAAUGUUCUGCCUAUUUAUGAUGAAAUUGAUUUUAAACUACUCCUUAAUCUGUAUCAUAUGACUUGUCAUCUGAGUGGUCAGGAGGAUGGCUUAACCUUGUGCUCUAAUGCCUUGUGUAAUAUUCUCUUUUGAAGAAAAAAAACCCAAAAACUAGUGUUUCACAUUCGUUAAACAUUCAUUUAAAAAUUACCAAAUUAGUUUAAAUGUAUCAAAGAGCAGACAGAGUGCUGCAAGAGUACAAACAAAUAUAUGUCCAGUGUAUACCAUGGAUCAUUUAGAAAAACAGAAUGUGACGGCAGAUAAGAACCAUUCGGCCCAUCUAGUCUGCCCAAUUUUCGAAAUACUUUUAAUUGGUCCCUGGCCUUCUCUUUAGUCUAGGAUAGCCUUAUGCCUAUCCCACGCAUGUUUAAACUCCCUCACUGUGUUAACCUCUACUACUUCAGCUGGAAGGCUAUUCCAUGCAUCCACUAUCCACUCUCUGUAAAGUAAUCCCUCAUGAAAUUAUUUUUAAACAUUUUGCCCCUCUAAUUUACGACUAUGUACUCUUUAAAUAUAGUGUCAUCCUUUGCUGUGUUGAUUCCCUUUAUGUAUUUAAAGGAUCACUAUAGGGUCAGGUACACAAACAUGUAUUCCUGACCCUAUAGUGUUAACACCACCAUAUAGCCCCCCUGGGCCCCUUGUGCCUCCAUAAAUAUUGCAAAAUCUUACUGUAUUCAAGCCUGAAGCUGUAACUCUGCAUGCUGUUUGACUUGAAAAAGCAAGCCGUCUGCUGACAUCAGAAGUGGUAGCCUGAUCCAAUCACAGUGCAUCCCCAUAGGAUUGGCUGAGACUGACAAAUAGGCACAUCAGGGGCAGAGCCAGCAUGAUUCAAACACAGCUCUGGCCAAUCAGCAUCUCCUCAUAGAGAUGAUUUGAAUCAAUGAAUCUCUAUGAGGAAAGUUCAGUGUCUGCCUGCAGAGGGAGAAGACACUGAAUGUUUGGAUGCAUUUUAGGCAGCCAUGACCCAGAAAGGAUCUCUAACAGCCAUCUGAGGAGUGGCCAGUGAAGUUAUCACUAAGCUGUAAAGUAAACACUGCAUUUUCUCUGAAAAGACCGUGUUUACAGCAAAAACUCUGAGGGUAAUGAUUAUACUCACCAGAACAAAUCCAAUAAGCUGUAGUUGUUCUGAUGACUAUAGUGUCCCUUUAAAUGUUUCUAUCAUAUCCCCCCUUUCUCGUCUUUCCUCCAAGCUAUACAUGUUAAGAUCAUUUAUCCUUUCCUGGUAAGUUUUAUCCUGCAAUCCAUGAACCAGUUUAGUAGCCCUUCUCUGAACUCUAAAGUAUCAAUAUCCUUCUGGAGAUACGGUCUCCAGUAUUGCGUACAAUACUCCAAGUGAGGUCUCACCAGUGUUCUGUACAAUGGCAUGAGCACUUCUCUCUUUCUACUGCUAAGGCCACUCCCUAUACAACCAUUUCUGGCUGCUCUGUUACAUUUUCUUCCUACCUUUGUCAUCUGAAAUAAUUAUUCCUAAAUCCCUUUCAUAAUGUUGAGAUUAGUAGGUUAUCAAAUAUUCUAUACUCUGCCCUUGGGUUUUUACGCUCAAGAUGCAUUAUCUUGCAUUUAUCCACAUUAAAUAUCAGUUGCCACAACUCUGACGAUUUUUCUAAUUUAUCUAAAUAAUUUGCCAUUUGGUUUAUCCCUCCUGGAACAUCAACCCUUUUGCAAAUGUUAGCAUCCUCAGCAAAUAGGCAUACCUUACCAUCAAGACCUUCUGCAAUAUCACAAAUAAAAAUAUUGAAGAGAAUGGGUCCAAGUACAGAUCCCUAAAGUAUCCCACUGGUAACUAGACUUUACUUCGAAUAUACUCUGUUGACUACAGGGUUAAUCCAACCUCUAGUGGCUGUCUUCCUGACAGCCGCUAGAGGCGCUUCUCCGACGCUGGAUUGAUAAUUUGCAUCCAGCGUGCAGAGCAUCCAUAGGAAAGCAUUGAGAAAUGCUUUCAUAUGGACUGUUUAAAUGCACUUGCCACGCAUGCGCAUUCUGCUUCACUCGGGAGCUGACGUCGGCGGGGGAUGAGAGAUCACCAGCACCGAGGGAGCCCUGCGCUGGAUUAAAGUAAGUAACUGAAGGGGAUUUAACCACUUCAGCGUCACAGGAGGGGGACACGGAGGGUGAGGGUCCUCCAAAGAUGAGUGUCAGGAAAACGGGUUUGUUCUUUAAUAACUUUGGGUGUAUCGCAUCAGGCUCGAUCGACAUAUUUUCCUUACUUUUGACAGUUGAAAUAGAACCUCUUCCUCUGUAAACUCACAUGUAACAAAUGACCCAUUUGUCCUUUUUCUUAACUGAAGUCCCUCUCCAUUUUCAUCUGUAAAUACUGAAUAAAAAUAUUAAAGGACCACUAUAGGCACCCAGACCACUUCAGCUUAAUGAAGUGGUCUGGGUGCCAGGUCCAGCUAGGAUUAACCCUUUCUUCUAUAAACAUAGCAGUUUCAGAGAAACUGCUAUGUUUAUAUUAGGGUUAAUCCAGCCUCUAGUGGCUGUCUUAAUGACAGCUGCUAGAGGCGCUUCCACCAGUGAGAAGACUCAAUGACAGCCACUGGAGGCACUUCCACCAGUGAGAAGACGCCAGCGUCCAUAGGAAAGCAUUGAGAAUGCUUUCCUAUGGACUGGCUGAAUGCACGUGCGGCUCCUGCCGCGAAUGCGCAUUCAGCCGACAACGAGAAGGAGGAGGAGAGUCCCCCGCCCGGUAAAUUUAACCCCUUCCACUCCCCAGAGCCCGGUGGGAGGGGGCCCUGAGGGUGGGGGGACCUAGAGACCCUAUAGUGCCAGGAAAACAAGUGUGUUUUUCUGGCACUGUAGUGAUCCUUUAAUUGAGGCAGUCAGCUAGACCUUUAUCCUCUCCUACAUACCUUCCUCCUUUUGUUUUUAAUCUAACUAAUCCUUGUUUUACUUUCCUUUUCUCAUUUAUUUAUCUACACAAUGUUAUUUCCCCCUUUUCUAUUGACUGUGCUAUUCCGUCUUCUGUGUGUGCUUUGGAGGGUCUUAUAACUUGCUUAGCCUCUUUCUGCCUAAUCUUAUAGAUUUGUCUUUCUUCCUCAAUCUUUUAUAAUUACGAAAUGCUAACUUUUUUUUUUUUUUUUUAACUAUUUUGGCUACUUCUGUGGAGUACCACAGUGGUUUCUUAAUUUUUCUGCUCUUCCUGACAAGCCUAAUGGAAUCUUCUGUUGCUUUCAGUAGUGCAACGUUUAGAUAAUCCCAUUUCUCCUGGACUCCUUUUAAACUGCUCCAGUCUGACAAGGACUCCUUUACGCAUAUUCUAAUUUAGAAAAAUGUUUGUUUUUCUAAAAUAUAAAACUUUUUUAUUUUUGUGUGGUGUGACUCAGUCACUGUCGUUAUAUUAAACCACACUGGCUGGUCAUCACUAGAUCCUAAACUUUCACCUACAGUAAUAUCUGAUACUAAAUCUCCUUUUGUUAACACGAAAUCUAGUAUGGCCUCCUUACGAGUUGGUUCCCCAAUGACUUGUUUUAGAGAUAAUCCCAGUAGAGUUUAGAAUAUGUGUGCUCCUGGCACAAGCAGCUGUUUUGGUUUUCCAGUUCACAUCUGAAGGAUUAAAGUCACCCAUGAUAAUAACUUUGCCCUUCAUUGUCAUUUUUUGCUAUUUCCUUAACUAGUAGAUUAUCUAACUCUUCUAUUUGUCCAGGGAGUCUGUAAAUCACACCCACACGAGUUAAUGUGUGAUUUCCAAAUUCUAAUGUAACCCAAACGGACUCUGUUCGCAUCGCUAGAUUUUUUUGCUAUCCUUCACAUACAGGGACACCCCUCCCCCUUUUUUGCCUUCUCUGUCUUUUCUAUAUAAGGAGUACUCUGUUAUUGCUUUAUCCCAGUCAUCUUUCUCAUUAUACCAUGUCUCAAUAACAGCCACUAAAUCUACAUUCAUUUUCUUACCAAAUAUGUCUUCUUUAUAUUUAGGAACAUUGCAACAAUGUCUUUGUACCCAUCACUUGAAGACCUCAAAGUCGACAAAGUUAUCCAGGUAUGCUUUCUUCAAUUGUCUGUACCAGGGUGAAUUUUGAUUUAAAUUGCUAUUUAGUAAGAUUCUAUUUAAAUUGUGAUAUUUAAACAAAAACUCAUUUGUGCUGGUUGUUAUAUCUUUGAUUAUGGCAGCCAGAUGAAGACAUCAUAUUUAGAAUAAUACCUUUUCAGUUUUGUUUGUUAUCAGAACCGAUUUUUAUUACAUACCACUAGAAAUACAUAAAUGAUGAACUUAUUGCAAGGUGAUACUUCUCUAGUUUAUUAGGCCAAUUACUCAUGUUUGUUGAACACGAAGGGACACUAUAGGCACCAAAACAACUUUAACUUAAAGGAGUGAUUUUGGUGUAUAGAUCUUGCCACUGCAGCCUCAUUGCUCAAUUCUCUAGAUGUUUUAGGUAGCCCUAGUCACACCUCCUUGCAUGUGACUUGCACAGUCUUCCUAAACAUUUUCUGUAAAGAUAGAUCUAAUGUUUAAAUUUCCUUUUUGUACCUUCUGUUUAAUUUAUUUUUAUCCUGCUCUGUUAACAGCCUAUUGCACCCAACAAACAUUCAAUUUACAGAGGAGGAGGUAAAAACAUUUAAAGCAGGUUAAAGGAACACUGUAGGCACCCAGACCAAUUCAGCUAAUUGAAGUGGUCUGGAUGCAAUGUCCCUUUUGUACUUAGUGCUGCAAUGUUAAACGUUGCAGUGUUUACAUUGCAGCACUAAGUCUGCCCUCGGUGGCUGCCUACCAGACAGCGAGGUAGAUGGCUUCCGGAAUCCAAACUGACUUUUGGUCUGUUAUCUGACGCUGGACAUCCACUGCUCUGCCUGAGGACCUCCAGCGUCAUAUUUUUCCCAAUUGGAAAGUAUUGAUUCAAUGCUUUCCUAUGGGGAGGUCUAAUGUGCGCGGCAUUAGACGUCGUGGGACGGAGGAGCGGAGCUUCGACCCAGCGCUGAGGGACAUCGGCACUGGGAUCAGAUAAGUAAAUUAAUGUUUUUUAACCCUUUAUUUGCAUGGGGUGGAGGGGUGUGGGGAAAGGGGGGAGGGGGGUUCAGUAGUGACAGUAUCUCUUUAACAUCUGAUUGAAAGUGAAACCAUUUUUAAUGCAGACUGUGUGAAAGGAGGUAUGGCUAUGGCUGUAUAAACAGAAACAAGUGAUUUAACUCCUAAAUGUCAGAGAGGUGAGCAUUGAGACUGUUGGAGCAUGAUCUAUACACCCAAACUACUUUAUUAAACUAAAGUUGUUGUGAUCCCUAUAGUGUCCAUUUAAGUUAAAGAUGUUCAUUGUAUGUACAUGGAUUUGAGAAAUAACAGUGGGAUUAAAGGAACGCUGCAUUUCAGCUUGCUGAAGUGAUUUAUGUGUCUGGAGUCUGUCAUUAUUUUUUUUGACCUCUUAUAAAAGAGAUUUCUAUCAGGCAGCCAGGUAGGUUUUCUUCUGCAUCUGUUAGUUCCACAGAACUAACGGAAGUAGCAGGCGCAAUGUGCUGCUACAGACUUUCCAUCCUUCUCAAUGAGCUGUAACCCCCUCCCUCGUGUGGUACAGCACAAAGGCUUCUCUGUGCUGGGGAGGGGAGCUUGCCAAGGCAGCAGGUAUGCCGCUUUUGCAAGUUGCCUAACUUGAAAUGUUACACAUACAAAGAUAUUGAUGUUUGUGUGCUAGGGAUUAGUUACACACCUGUCAUGAGUAACUUAGCGUGUCGGGAACUUUGAACUGGGCUUCCUAGUGUCAGAUCUGUGCGCGUUUUUACUUUUGUCCUCAGCACUCAUAGCGCGCUAGUGACCGGUAUAGUCGCCUUCUGCCUGCCCCCCAUCACUUUAUACAGCUCUCCCUUCAUUUCUUUUUGCCCUUCCACUCGCGCUCUCCUUCCCCUUGCUGGCUGUGAUCCAGCGAAACAGUCCAAACACAGAUUUCUCUCUGAAAAAUCUGUGAUUGGACCGUGCUAUGCCUCCCGCUGACAUAUGAUGGGGUAGGGAGAUCAAGGCCAGGACCUUCGUCCAGCACUGAUUUCCAGGUAAGUUUUCUUUUCUUCAAAUUGCUGUUGGAUGCGGACAUGGGUAGUUAGACAGGGUCAGUAAUGUGAAAGUAGGUAAAGCAACUUUUUAAAUGGAGAAAUCUAACCAGGACAGUUUUGAGAUACAGUUUGACAAUAUUUAAUAUUUGCCAGCAUCUUGCGGAUCAUUUUAUCUCCUGAGCAUUUGUCAUUGAUCAGCAAUUUGAGGUUUAUGUAUUGAUCAUUUUUCUCAAUUCAACAAUUUUAAAAAGCUGGUAGAUUUAACAAAACAUUAAUCUCAAAAUAAUCUUGAUGUAAUGAAUACAGAUAAUGCAGUUCAUGCUAGGUUAAUGGAUUGAACCUUUAUGAUUCCAGUUGCUAGGUAUGCAGAAGAAAAAUUUUGCAGCCUCAUUGCUAUCAGUUCCAUCAAUAUUUUAUCAUGUUUGUUCAACAGGAAUUUGAUUUCACUUAGGUAAUUAUGUUCUUUUGUUAGACAUGUACACUGAUCAGCUACAACAUUAAAACCACAUGCCUACUGUAAUGUAGGUCCCCCUCAUGCUUCCAAAACAGCUCUUGUGCUUCGAGACAUGGACUCCACAUUACUUCUAAACGGGUUCUGUGGUAUCUGGCACCAAGACAUUGGCAACAGAUUCUUUUAAGUACUGCAAGUUGCGAGGUGGGGCCAUGGAUUGCAUUUAUUGUUCAAGCACAUCCCACAGAUGCUCAAUUGGAUUGAGAUCUGGGGAAUAUGGAGGCCAAGGCAACACCUUGAACUCUUUGUCAUGUUCCUCAAACCAUUCCUGAAUAUUUUUUGCAGGGUGCAUAAUCCUGCUCAAAGAGGCCACUGCCAUCAAGGAACACCAUUGUCAUGAAGGGUUUACAUGGUCUGCAACAGUCUCUAGGUAGGUGGUACGUGUAAAAGUAACAUCCACAUGAAUGUCGCAACCCAAGGAUUACCAGCAAAAAAAAAACUGCCCAGAGCAUCGUAUUGCCUCUGCUGGCCUGCUUUCGUCCCAUAGUGCAUCCAGCUGCCAUUUCUUCCCCAGCACACACAAACCUGGCUAAAUGAAAACCAGAUUCAUCAGUCUAUUCAAUCCUCUUCCAUUGCUCUUUGGCCCAGAUUUGACUCUCCUUCUCCCAUUGAAGGCGCUUUCGGCGGUGGACAAGGUGUGGGAGGGGGGUCAUCAUGGGCACUCGUACCGGUCUGUAGUACACAGCCCCAGAUGCAGCAAACUGAAUUCCACUGUGUGCUCUGAUUCCUUUAUAUCAUGGCCAGCGUUAAGUUUUUUAUCAAUUUGAGCUACAGUAGCUCUUCCGUGUGAUCAAACCAGAGGGGCUAGCCUUCGAUUCCCAUCUUCAUCAAUUGGGGUGACCCUGACGCUGGUUCACUGGUUGUUCUUCCUUGUACCACCUAGCCAUUGCAUGCCGGGAACACACCACAAGAUUUGCAGUUUUGGAGAUGCUCUGACCCAGUCAUCUCGCCAUCACUACUUUAACCCAUGUUAAAGUCACUCAGGUUUUUCUGUUUGUCAAUUUUUCCUGCUUCGAACACAUGAAAUGGACUGUUCACUUGCUGCCUAAUAUAUCCCACCCCUACAGGUUCCAUUGUAACAAUAUAAUCAAUAUUCUUCACUUUACCUGUUAGUGGUUUUAAAAUUGUGGUUGAUCAGUAUAUACAAUUCUAUCAACACCUAGUGAAAGAAUAUAAUCAUAAGAGUGAAAGGUUCUGUCACAGUUUGCAGCUUUCAUAAUUCUUCCAAUCUGGACAGUAGGUAAGUAGUAAAAAAUUAGCUUUCUAACUUCUCAUCAGUUUAGUCCAUUAUAUAUGUCUCCUGCAGUUUAUCUGGCAAGCUCGGUCAACUCAAAGUGAACCCUUCAAGUGAUCACUUGGAAGAGGGCAAAGCGGAUUUGAAAUCUGAGUAAAGUGCUUAAUGAAUCAUUUAUUUUAAAAUCUGCGCUUUACUAAAUUGUAGGGAAGGCUACUUAAUACCCGUCCUUGCUGGACAGUCAUUUGUGGGAUAUGAUCUGAUGACGACAAGCCUCUGUGUGGUGAGGGAGGGUUCCGUCUAAAGCUACAGCUCUGCAUCUUUUUUCUAAUGCAAUACCUAAUAUAAUACACAUCUAUUUUUUUUUUUUAAAUAAAAGAUAUUUUAAUUUCUUUAAUUUGUUUGAAUAAAAGUACAUUUACAUUUGUUACUAAGAAAAACAAGGUAUGCCUCCUAAAUUUAAUUUUUUUUUCACUACUUGUUUACUAUUGUUUAACUGCAUUGCAUGCCUUCUUGGGUUUUCCUUUUCAGAAUGUAAUUUGUGUUGAGUAAUCUUAAAGGAUUACUACAACCACUUCAGUGAUUUGUAGUGGCUAUGGUGGAAGGAGUCAAUAUGUGCACUGUUUUAGCUUGACAAACUGCAAUAAAGAUCUUGGCACUUGUGUUACAAGGGCUAGUUGCACCCCUGGCACAUGUGACUUUGGAAGCCCAGAAGUCUGGGCUGCCUAAUGUUUAUUCUGUUAAUGCGCUUGAACAGGCGAAAUGGUCCAAUCACAGGCUUCUCUAUUCCCUGUGAUGUCAGGAGGAGGUGAUUGCCAGCAGUUUCAUCUGGCGCUGGAUUUUGUUUGUAAGUUUUACAGUGUAGUUAUUUAUUUAAAGUAUUUUACCAUGGGGGACCCAGUAGUAAUGCCCAAACACGUAAAUAGUUAGCAGAAGACUAUAGCAUAAGGAAUACAUGUUUGUAUUGCCAUAGUGUUCAUUUUAAGAAGAUUUUUGUCUUGUACUGUAGCACAACAUUUGUUUUUUGCUGACCUAAUGUUUAUGCAUUUUAUUUCAGGCGCAGACAGCUUUUUCAUCAAACCAUGCUAAUCCAGCUAUUUUGUCAGAAGCCUCUGCAUCUGCACCUCAACCAGGAGGUAUUUUGUUUCAUUGUUUUAUCAGGAAAAGAUAUGUUUGACAUGCCGUCACAGAAGUAAUGGCCAUGCCAUUUAAUUUUUUUUUAAACUGCACAUUGCACUAGUUUAAGGUCUAGAUUAAAGGAUUUUUCAUAUAAAAAUGUCCUGGCCAUCCUUUUAAAAUAAUGUUCACUGUCAUGUACAGUAUUACCGCCACUAAAAGUGGCCUUAAUCCUGCAAUUUAAGCAUUGCCAUUUUCAGAGUUUGGUGACUUUAGUGAUUCUUUAAGCAAACCUGUUUACAAAAAUUAGCUGGCUUCCUUGGUGACUACUUCACCUUGGAUCUUUGUUCAGAAUUGCUUCUUACAAAUACUGCCACAUAUGCCCCUUCAUUUUCUGGACUUGUCUGCCUUUCAUUGGCUUACGUGACAGUAAAAAGAAAAGGUAAUAGGCGAUAACUACAGUAAAAUAUAGGGUGCAAUUGGGCUGCAGUAACUAGUGCGAGGAUUCCCAGACCUUGUGGAUAGUAGAGUAUCAAGAAGAAAAGGAAAGUAACCGCGCCCAAAGAUUAUGUACAAAACUUAAAUACGUACACAGGUCUUUUGAAGUUAUACAAGUAUUGGACCUCAAGUAAAACAGAAGAAAGUAAUAGUGCAAUACAGUAAGUACAUGAUGUGUGAUUACACUCACAUAUAAUUGAGCUAUCUCAGAGCUCAGCGCAUGGACAGAACAAUUCCCGUCUAAGGAUAUAAGUUGGUAUAGGCGUCCCAGAUGGCUCAAAUGGAGUGCAGUAUAUAGAACAUCUGUAGGAAUAGAUACAAAAAGAAUACUCCAAUGGUGAAAUAAAUAAAGUAACAUACUCACAUUUCCCAGAGCAAGACUUGAUGGAACCAUCAUAUUCCUAGGUGGGGAUUAUUCCACCAAUGCUAUAUAUACCAGAGCAAGUCUUGCUCUGGGAAAUGUGAGUACGUUACUUUAUUUAUUUUACUCCACAUUUACAAAUAUUUAUUUCACCAUUGGAGUAUUCUUUUUGUAUCUAUUCCUACAUAUGUUUUAUAUAUAAUAUAUAUUUGCACUCCAUUUGAGCCAUCUGGGAUGCCUAUUCCAACUUUUUAUCCACAGACGGGGAUUGUUCCUUCCAUGCGCUGAAACAGCUGAGCUCGGAGAUAGUUCAAUUAAAUGUGAGUUUAAUCACACGUGUACUUGCUGUACAUACUGUAUUGCAAUAUUAUUCUGUUUUAUUUGAGGUCCAAUACUUGUAUAAUUUUUUUAAAAGACCUGUGUACGUAUUAAGUUUUGUACAUAAUCUUUGGGCGCGAUUACUUUCCUUUUCUUCAUGUUGCGUGACACUUACUUUGCACACACGUCUUUUGCCACACAUUUUAGUAUAACGUUUAUUCAUUUUGUUUUUGUCAUGUUUUCCUAGUUACAAAUCUGUUCCAGUAAUUAGUCUUGUCUGAUCAUUUAUAGCAAGUUAUUGUCUGCAAAUACAACAUUUUAAUAAUCUGCCACUGUUUUGUCCUGCUUGAGCACCUUUUUUAUUUUUUUUUAUUUUUAAAAUGUAAUUCUUAAUCUGCUAGAGAAACUAAAUGUCAUUCUAAAAAUAUUUAUCAAAUGUAUUUCUUAUUUUUAUUUUAAUGUAUUUCUUGUCCAAGUAGCUUUUUGGUGGUGGUAAAAUGAGCAUUAUUUUUCCCUUGAACAGGAUUGUAUCCUAAAUUGUAUCCAGAGCUUGCUCAGUACAUGGGAUUAAAUCUGACUGAAGAUGAAAUACACAAAAAUAUGUCACUGGUUCCUUCUGCUGGGGUAUGUCUUUUUUCUUUCUCUCACUGUGUACUAUAAGUAAGGUAAAAUAAAACUUUCAUUUGAAAGUGAAAAAUUUAAUCUGUCUUGUUAUGAAUGUGAUUUGUUGGUCUGCUUUCUUAAAUAUUGUUUGGGCAAAAAGUAAUACAGCAUAAAUGCAGAUCACUAUUUGAUGCUUUGUCAGAAUGAUGAUAAAAUUGUGGCGUUUUCAAAAUUAAUGUGCUUUCUUCCUCCUUGUUUAUAUGUUCUAUUUCGGUUGUUUUUAUAUCAUGUCAGCUCUAAUUUCUUUGUAACAGGACAUCAUGCCCUAGACAGGGUGUGAGUAAUAUAGCAUGGGUUCAGUUCGAAAUGAGUACUGAUGUGUGUCUGUGGGAUAGGAGUUGUGUGUGCAUCUGGAUUUUUAAAAAAAGUUUGUUUUCAUUAUAUUUUUUUAUAAUGAUCACCUGGCAAAUUAAGGACUUUGUGUUUAUUAUCACACUAGAACAUUCUUCAAUAUUGUUGACAAUCAGGUUUUUUUUUUUUUGUUUUGUUUUGUUUUUUUUAAAUCUACGUAUUUAUUUUUUCCUCUUUUUAGCAACAAGUUGCAAGACCCUCAACCUUUAAUAACAUGGUGGCUCCUGUGAGUGGAAGUGAUGUUGGAAUUCGCAGAGCAGAAAUAAGACAGGGAGUUCGUGAACUAAUAUUGUGCAAAGACCAGGAUGGGAAGAUUGGGCUUCGCCUUAAGUCCGUCGAUAAUGUAAGCAAUCAAAAAUAAUAGAUUGGGCAAUACGUUUUUAAUCACACACAAAUCCUGACUGCUGGAUGUGCACUGCACUCUUUACAGGUUAGAGAUUAGUCAUGCAGGACACUUACCAUCAUAAUGUCUAGAUCUUCUAUUGCAAUACCCAGAAAUAUUUACCAACACAGACACAAGGCUACAGGCUACAUUUACUGUGAUAUAAUUCAUGAUGUAGGAAAGGUCUAUUUCAUAGCAGCCACUAAAAUACCUUGUGGUUAAGAUAUACAACUGCCCGAAAUGUUUGUAAUGAGGUAAUGAAGACUUGGGUUCAAUCAGAGUGUAGCUUUUUAUAUGUACUUCUAUCUUCUUCUUUCAUUGUGUUUGACAACUGCAUGUAUACAUAACACCAGGAUACCUAGCGAUUUUUCUCCAUAAUGACAUUCUAAAAGUUCUGCACUAUAAGGAUAAUUUUUAGUACAUUUUAAAAUGUAGUCUAUUUGCAUAGUGUAAGACAAGUAAUCAACAUAUUUUAUGUCUGUGUCCUCAUUAAGGCGUCUCUGCAAUACAAGUUUUCUUGCAUGUUUAAAGUGUCAUAUUGAGACUUCUGCCCAUGUGUAAUGUUCUGUAAAAAUGUUUUAUGCAGAAAACUAAAGGGGAAUUGUAACCUUUUUUUUUUCAGAAGUUGCACCAUUAAAGGGACACUAUAGUCACCUAGACCACUUCAGCUCAAUGAAGUGGUCUGGGUGCCAGGUCCCUCAGGUUUUAACCCUUCACAUGUAAACAUAGCAGCUUCAGAGAAACAGCGCUGGAUUAAGGUAAACUGCUGAAGGGUUUUAACCCCUUCAGCCCAGCGGGAGGGGAACCCUGAGGGUUAGGGUCCCGCCAGGGAUGACCUAGUGUUUUCCUGACACUAUAGUGACCUAUAAAUUGUGUUAACAUUUUGUUUAAACUAACACUAAAGUGUUAGGAACACAAACACAUCUUAUACUAAUAAUUUAGAUUAUUCCUUCCCUCCCCCCUGGGUGACAGCCACUAGAGUUGGACUUGGGUACCAAUUUAAACACUGUCGUUUCUCGGUAAGGGAACGUUCAAACUGCUCAGCUUGCAGGCAUAGGCUCUAGACACCAGAACCACUGUAAUAAUUUGCUUCUGGCAUUUAUAUAAGGCUUGCUUCCAUCAUAUAUUUUAUGGUUGGCAAAUGUUUGAGACCUAUUUAGAAUUCACUCCUUUUUUUAAAGAUGUUAAUUAUGUGGCACUUGUGUACAGCAUUCAAAUGUUCAAGAUUUAAAGUUAUGUAAAGUCAAGGACGUGUCAGUCAAGAUUAACGUUAACCCCUGAUUGCCUUACUCACUUAUUUUUUUAUAAUUUUUUAGUAUGUGUUUCUUUUGUGUGUGUGUGUCAGAAUACAAAUCUAUAAAUAAAAAACAUUUCAGGUUUUUAAAUACCUUAACUUUAAUGCUUGAUAUAUUAAAAACUGUCAUACCAGUUUUUUUUUUUAAUUUUUAUUAUUUUUUAAUCCAUUUAGGGUAUUUUUGUACAACUUGUACAAGCCAACUCUCCAUCAUCCUUGGUUGGCCUGAAAUUUGGCGAUCAGGUUUUGCAAAUAAAUGGUGAAAACUGUGCUGGUUGGAGUUCUGACAAAUCCCAUAAAUUUCUGAAGCAGGCUGCUGGAGAAAAAAUUUCUAUGGUGGUUCGAGACAGGUAUUAUUUUGUAUGUAUAUUCUUCAUUUAGCAAUAACUGAUGAAAACAAGGAUUUCCUAGGUACGAAAGAGGAGUGUGUUUGUUUCACAGUACACUGCUAAACAUUGAUUAAACACUCAACUAUUACAAACCCUUCAAAUAAAUGAUCUGUGAGUUGGUGAAAUUUUACUGAAUAUAUGAUUGAAUAAUAGAAACCAGGUGCAGGAAACAGCUUGGUUUCCUGUUUCUACAUUUAAUUGGGCUUAGCAUGUUGAAGGAAACCUUUCCCAGCUUUGUUUUACUACUUGUAAACACGUAUAAUACAUGCCACACUUCUUUUAAACCAGUAGUCUCAAAGCACCGGCCUUCCUAAAUAGUUUAAAGGACCACUAUAGUGCCAGGAAAACAUACUCAUUUUCCUGGCACUAUAGUGCCCUGAGGGUGCCCCCACCCUCAGGGACCCCCUCCCGCCCGGCUCUGGGGAGUGGAAGGGCUCUCCUCCCUCUUCUCCUCCUCUUCGGCUGCGCGCGCAUUCAGCCAGUCCAUAGGAAAGCAUUCUCAAUGCUUUCCUAUGGACGUUGGCGUCUUCUCACUGUGAUUUGCACAGUGAGAAGCACGCAAGCGCCUCUAGCGGCUGUCAAGAGACAGCCACUGGAGGCUGCAUUAACCCAUUUAGAAACAUAGCAGUUUUCUCUGAAACUGCUAUGUUUAUAAAAAAGUUAACCCUAGCUGGACCUGGCACCCAGACCACUUCACUAAGCUGAAGUGGUCUGGGUGCCUAUAGUGGUCCUUUAAUGCAGGUCAUGUCAACCUAGCCCAUAAUAGAGAAGUAUGUCUAAGCCCUGGACAUACUUCAUUAUGUCUGGUUUGUUGGUGGCCUUGUCCAUAUCAGGGCAUUGAUCACACCCUUAUUUCUUUGGUUUGGGGUUGCUGGAGCUUUAGUGAUUAAGUUGGCUGACUCAUGCAGUGCAGGUAAACCACCUCCAUUGAAAUCUCUGCCAUGAUACAGAUGCUGCAGGGAUAUGUGUAGCUGUGUGUGUAAGAGUAAGGUUUUUAUGUGAGUCUGAAUGAAUAGGAGUACAGAGUUGUGUGUAUGUGUGCUCAUCGGGUGUACAGAUUGGCAGCCCCCAAGAGAGAUGACAACUGCACUGGCUCCCAGAAAAAUUGACUUUGAGACCCCUACUUUAGACUUUUAAAGGAUUACUCCAAGCAUUGUAACAUUCUACAGCCUGGAUAGUGGUUAUGAUGCUGGGUGUACCAUGGGCCCAUUCCCCAAUAAUGGAGCAAACAGUUUUGCCAAGGUUUGCACUACUGCCUAGCGUUUAUUAGCGAAACAUUGCACAUAUGUACUCCAGGCAUUAUGAUUACUUCAAAUCACUGAACCAGUAAUGGUGCUUGCAGUAACCCUUUAAGUUUGAGUAGGAACUGCACCACAUUUUUGUUUCAUUUUUUCCACAUUUUGUACAUUUCUGCGGGAUAUGUGGAAUCUUUAUAAAUAAACUUUUACAACAACUCUGAUGUAGCAAAUUUUCCUAAUAUGUAGGCUUCAUUAGUGCAUGUAUCUGUUUGAAAUAGUUUCAAUUAUACAUGCUGGAUGCUUAAUAGUCUGAAUUUCUUAAUGUGUAAAUUAUCCCUGUGGGCCCUCGCUAUCAUAUAUGCAUGGAUUAUUGUUUACUUUAGGAAUCUGAGUAGAAUAAUUAAUUUAAUAUAAAAUAAACGUAUAUUUUCCACUUUGUUCUCUGGAUGACCUCUUUCACACACUUUUUUUUUUAAUUUAUUUUUUUAUUUUUUAUUCAAGGCCUUUUGAACGCACCAUAACUAUGCACAAAGACAGUGCAGGACAUGUUGGCUUCAUUUUCAAGAAUGGAAAAAUAACAUCAAUCGUUAAGGAUAGCUCUGCAGCAAGAAAUGGUCUCCUCACAGAACAUAACCUGUGUGAAAUCAAUGGCCAGAAUGUGAUUGGGCUAAAGGUAUUUUUCUUUUCUUAACCAAUUCCUACUGAACCUCUGAAACCAUUAACUUGUUACAAUUUAGAGAGUGUAGCAUGCAAUCUAACAGAAUUUUGCAUUACGAAAAAAAGCAAUAUUUCAUGAUGAGUAAAGACUGUUUUACAUUAUAGAACACUUUCUCACGUUGUUACUCCAUUUGGUAGUCUUAUGAGCUUCCUAUAAAAUGGAAUGUGUUGCACUCUUAUACACUUUAAUAUGCGGAUAGUUGAUUCUUAUUAAAAUAAUGACGUACAGCUGUCUUGGAGAAAUUUAUGGCUUUAGUGUCGGCUUUAUAUUCAAACCCGUCGGCCAAGGUAGCCAACAGUUGGUUCUUGUCCUCUGAGUUCCUCAUUACAAAUGGGACACAGCAGGGUUGUCCCUUAUCCCCCCCGUUAAACAUUUUAGCUUUAGAGCCCUUGGCUAAUCUCCUAUGUGCCCAUCCCCAUAUACAUGGACUUAAAGUAGGAGACACUGAAUACAAAUUUACGAUGCUUGCUGAUGACAGCAUGCUGACCUUAACGGACAUCACGGACGUACAGCGCCUGCUCGUAUUACAAAUUAAACGUAACUAAAACAAAAGCAAUGCACCUCCAUCUGGAUGCCGCAUUGCUUGCUAAAUUAAAAGCGGAGUAUGCUUUUCAGUGGGGCAACGACAAUCUCACUUUCCUGGGUAUUGAAUUUCCAGCCCAACCCCAGAAAUUAUACAAGGCAAAUUAGGUCAAAUUGUCCACGGAUAUUAAACACCAACUCCUCAGUUUGAAGGGAAAAUAUGUGUCCUGGAUGGGAUACAUAGAGGCUGUAAAAAUGAUUAUUCUCCCUAAAUUGCAAUACUUGUUCCGCAGGCUGCCUAUCAAACUCCCACCACCAUAUCUGAAAACCAUGCCAAAAAUGCUCAACAACUAUAUUAGGGACAACAAACGACCCAGAGUAGCAACUUCAUUACUCUACAGGCCUUUUAAAUGUGGCGGUCUGAGUUUACCGAAUUUAUUAAUGUACUAUACAGCAUCCCAACUCACCCCAUUGAUCAUGACACACCACCAAAAGGUUCAGCCAGCCUGGCUUCAUAUUGAAGCCACAGAUACAGAAGGGCAAGAACUUACCACUUUAGCGUGGAUCCUACGCCAUCUUAGAUAGCAACACCAACAUAUGCUACCCACAACUAACCCUUUUAACCAACAUACGCUAACCCUUUUAAUAUGGGACAAACAUCACACUCUACACCCAAAUCGCACUGUCUCACUGGCGAUGCCACUGAAAGCCUUCAUGACUCUCAUACCUAACUUCCAGGUGUCAUUGUGGUCCUCCCAUGGUGUUACGCAUUUCCACCAAUUGAUACACACACAGGGUUUUUGCACAUCUUCAGGCCCCCUAUGGCCUGCCAGAGACAGCUAGCUUCACAUAUCUACAGAUCAGGUCCUGGUUUCAAAAUCACAUCGCCCCCAACUGGGACCCUGUAACUGGGCACCAGCUGUCGGACUUGGAAAAGCUCUGCAUCCAACAGAAAACCCCUACCAAACUUAUUUCCCUCCAAUACGCAACUGAAACCUCCCUUUGUCAAAGCUUGGGAGAUGGAAUUUAAAACAACUUUAGAAAAAACACAAAGGUCACAUUAUUCUAGCUAACAAAAAGUUUACUCUAUGCACAGCACACACAGAAUUCACCAGGAAAAUCCUCUAUAGAUGGUACCUGGUGCCCAAAGGACUGAAGCAUAUGAAGCCAGGAUCUUUGAGCCUAUGUUGGAGGUGCCAGCAGGCUCCUGGAACCAUGUACCAUAUGUGGUGGAUGUGCUUUAACCCCUUAAGGACCAAACUUCUGAAAUAAAAGGGAAUCCUGACAUGUCAUGUGUCCUUAAGGGGUUAAGCUCACACCAUUUUGGGAUAAGGUGGCAAAACUUAUUUUGACCUCUGCACAAAUAGAUCUACUAAAAAAACAGAAAUGGAUCUACUGCAACGAGUUUAUCGCAAGAUAAGCAAUACUUGAUUUACCACAUUCUUAUAGCAGCCCUUUCUACCAUAAGCAAAGUCAGGCUAACGAGACACCGCUAACAUUAAAAUAUGCACCCAGGUUAUCAACUACACAGAGUCCUACGAAAUCAUGGCCAGAAUGUCCAAACCACCCAAACGAUAUUGGAAAGAGGCUUGGGACCUCUGGGACUCCCGGUGCGCCUUGUCCGGAUUGACCACAUCUUGACCAGUAAGGCGUAGCCGAUAUACCCGGUAACCACAUUAUAAAUAACCCAGGACCGGCAGCUGAGCUUAUCUGAUUUGUAUGUACAUUGGUUUCGGGGAGUGGGAUGAUGUUACAGGCGAAACUACCUACCCAUGUGUGGAAGGUAAAGUAUGGUGAACGAAUGUAGGAAUACACCUAAUGUACUACGAUACUCCAUAAUACUGCUUACUUAUACCAUCCCACGGUAUGACUCUACAUUAUACUACAUGGGGAACCCCUUACUUCAAACCCCCUUUCCCGGUUUACCCCGUUGAUAUCCCCAGUUACUAUCGCGGGUUUACUUUAAAAACAGAUGCAUUUGUAAGAUAUGUCCAAGGUAUCCAUCUUGCUAUAUUGUUUGCGGUAAUGAUACACUGCUAUUACUGCUACUUACCACCCACAUGUGAUAACCCGCAUUACACCUUAUUAUCCUGUUACCAUUGUUGGCAUGUAGUUUGUAGUUUUGUUACUUUUUUAAGGGGAUUAACGGGACAAGCUGCCUAAAUAGUGGUUUUAACACUAUAGGGUCUGGAGUACACAUUUGUGUUCUUGACCCUAUAGUGUUCCUUUUAAUGAUCAAUCUCUUUAUUUGCCUGUUUCUGUGGCGAUCAGAUUAUCGUCUUAGGCAUGGCUCUUUGCUUAAAUACAUACGUUUCGGAAAAAAUUUUUUCCUUCAAAUACACAACUUGUGUUUAAGAAGUAUAUGUUUCUUACUGAACAUAUACUAAAUAAUAUAGGAUCAAAAAGUACUAGACUGUUUUUACACACAAGUUUAGCAACUUGGAACAAAUAACAUUUUACCAACACUUUAUUUUACAUAGGAAGUCUUUCUCAACACAUUCUGUACAUAAUUUCAUAUAUGCAAAUUUAGUCUGUGGGUAGUAUUUUUAUUCCAAUAUGUUUAUUUCAAGUAUGGAGCCCUGGUGAUAUUUUUGUAAGUUUAUUCCAGAUGGUGAAAUUUGUUUUCUAUAAAGAAUUUUAUUUUUUUAUUAUGUGUGGCAGAUUUGCCAAAAUAUGGCAUACUAUUUUAAAAUAAAAACUGUUUCACAGGAUUCCCAGAUUGCUGACAUACUUGGAACAUCUUUGAAUGUAGUGACGCUCACCGUAAUGCCAUCCUAUAUCUAUGAGCAUAUGGUAAAAAGGUGCGUAAUGGACAUUUAGUUACAUAACUUUAAAUUGGUUUUACAGAUACAUAUCGUCCUCGCCACAAGAAAUGGACUGUAAUGGAAAAUGAUUGCCCUGUUGGAAUGUCCUUGUCUCUCUCUUUUCCCCCCUUGGCUCUCCCUUUCCCCUCUCCCUUUUCCCCUUGGCUCUCCUUUCCCCUUGGCUCUUCCUUUCCCCCUGCCUCUCUCUCUCUUUGCCCCUGCCCCCUCUCUCUCUCCCUUUGCCCCUGCCCUCUCUCUCUCCUUUGCCCCCUGCCCUCUCUCUCCUCCCCUGCCUCUCUCUCUCCCCUUUGCCCCUGCCCUCUCUCUCCCCUUUGCCCCUGCCCCUCUCUCUGCCCCCUGCCCCGCCCUCUCUCUCCCUUUGCCCCGCCCUCUCUCCCUUUGCCCGCCCCUCUCUCUCUCUCCCUCUGCCCCGCCCCCUCUCUCUCUCCCUUUGCCCCUGUCCCCGACUGUCUCCCUCCCCUCCCCUAAUUGUGUUAAAUAAUACUUUCAGUUAUGUAGAACUCCUAUGCUUUCAUGUAUUUUUUUAUUUUUAUUUAUUUUUUUAACCAGGCAUAUACAUUUAACUUGCCGCCUUCUUACCAUAUACAUUUUAUACUUGCCUUAUGUUUUUGUUUUUCGUGGCUACCCUUUCCAGAACUUCAAAAUGUUCAUUACAAAUGCAUAAAAGUUAGUUAAAAUGGGCAAAUAUCCUGCUUUUUAUGGUAGUGUGGUUCUGCUCCGAUAUAGAUCUAGAUAUAUACUCUCUAUAUUUAUUUUGAGAGAGCAAGAGUAAUCUCCUAAACUGCUCCUCCUAAAAUCAGAUGCUGUACAUUUUUAAAUAACUUCUACCAAUAAAGUAAAUGACAAUUUUAUACACUAUUUUUGUUUUUCCUUGAAUAUAUGUGCUAGCUAUUCAUCUCAUGUUUUUCUUUUUCCAUUUUUAUUGUUGUAGCUGUCACAUUCACGGUCUGUAUAGUAUAUACCGGUAUGUAGCCGGUAUUGAAGUUGUCUUAACUGAAUAUUAAUUUCUUCUCCAUUAGAAUGGCUUCAAGUGUUAUUAAGAACUUGAUGGACCACAGUGUUCCUGAGGUUUAAAGGAUAUCGUCACAUUUUGCCUGAAAGCAGAAUCUCUACUGAGCUUGGACAUAUUUUAUUCAGCAGCCAUCUAGGAUAUCUUACAAGACCAAGAUUUCUUUUUUCCUUUUUAUACUGCAUGUUAACAGUUGCAUUAUAUAAAACUUCAGGGCCUAUUCCAAGUCAGCUCUAAAUAUAUGUAUGUGCUACUAUUACUCUUUUUUUCUAUAGGUAGACUACCGCAUUUCGAUCAUAUGUUUAAUAGCUGUUAUUUCUAGUCUUGCAAGCGCUGAAUGAGUGUUUGUUUCACAAACAUGAAAAUCUCCUGAAAACUGAUUUAGUUAUCAGCCGUUUUACUUGUACCAGUAUCUGUUUACUCCUGUAAUAAGAUUAUAAAUGCACUAUUGCUUUAGAUGGUUGAUUAUUAAUUUUACAGUUAGAGAAGUGUGCCUGAAAAUGCUGUAAUUUUCUAUUACCUGUACAAGAUAGCUAUUUUCAUAUGUAUUGCUCCUGUAAAAAUGCAUGUUAGGAAUAACUCAUAGAAUGUGCUAAUUGCUGCAAUUUAAGUUCUUCAGCACAAUGAUGGCUAAUGUUGGGCUUUCCAUGAUGCUCUACAAGCACGGUUAGCCAUCACUGUCCUAGCAGAACGUAGGUAUGAAGAAGAUUCUGGCAAACUCUGAAUGUCAACAAUAUGUCGUACACAAGGUCAUGUGUUGACAACAACCAUUAGUUGUAGACCAAGUUUCUCCAGUGAUGUGCAUGGUCUCUUCCAGAUCGAAGCACAAUUAUUUACAGCUUCUCCAUGAUUUAAGUCUGUUAAUAUUACUACCUUGAAUAAUGUCUGUUUAAUUUUUUUUCAUCUAUCCAUUAGUUAUUUUUUUGUAUAUGAAUGCUGUUACGUUGCUGCACAUAGCCAGAUAUAAGAAUUAUUGCAAAUUCCUCCAAUUUAUUUUGCAUAACAGAUUUGAGACUUUUGACUCCAAAAAGCUGUGGGGUAUUUUUUUGCCUCUUAGAUAAAGUACAUUUUCAAAAUAAUACUAUUAAAGGAAAAAUGUCUGCCUUACUGUUAUACAUUCAAUGGUUUGGUUUAUGUAUAAAACAUAUGUGCUACCACACUUUUCUUAUGUAUCACUGAAAUCUUUUAAGGCAUACACCCUAUGUAUCAAAAUAAAAUUAUAUUCAGAUACAGGGUAUGUCUGCUUACAUGUGCC
Messenger RNA from Pelobates cultripes (western spadefoot toad), 24455 nucleotides. The record is from the annotation of a GenBank genome assembly. Lineage: Eukaryota; Metazoa; Chordata; Amphibia; Anura; Pelobatidae.